Bombyx mandarina (wild silkworm) is the source of this 1578-nucleotide messenger RNA. RefSeq names its product olfactory receptor 63 (gene Or-63). The record is from RefSeq and is a predicted model, not a curated record. NCBI's taxonomy places the organism in Eukaryota, Metazoa, Arthropoda, Insecta, Lepidoptera, Bombycidae. Gene Ontology annotation, molecular function: odorant binding; olfactory receptor activity. Gene Ontology annotation, cellular component: plasma membrane. Gene Ontology annotation, biological process: sensory perception of smell; detection of chemical stimulus involved in sensory perception of smell.
UCGAGUUCGACACAGUCAUAUUGUCUCCAAAACCUGAAGCAGAAUGAAGCUCUGGAUUAGAAAUGCCAAUUUUACCAUCAGCUUAUCACUGACAUUGCUCAGAUGUUUGGGGUUCUGGUCUCCUGAUGGCUUGGCUGGGAACAAGAGACUUUUGUACAACUGUUACAGUUUUGUCUCUUUCAUGUUUUUACUUGGAAUCUACAUCCUCAUUCAAGUUGUGGACAUGAUAAAGAUAUGGGGAGACUUGCCGCUGAUGACGGGCACCGCUUUCCUCUUAUUCACAAACUUUGCACAUGCCACCAAGGUCAUUAACAUUGUUAUCAGGAAGAAUAGGAUACAGAGGGUAAUUCAACAAGCCAAUGCAGUUCUGAUGGGAGUACAGAGCGAGGAGGCUAGAAGGAUUGUUAAAAGUUGCAACGUUGAAACCAGUAUACAGCUUUGUCUGUACUUUCUAUUGACUUUUGUGACUACUGUUGGAUGGGCGACUAGCGCUGAGAAGCACCAACUGCCUUUGAGGGCAUGGUACCCUUACGACACCUCCAAGAGUCCAGCAUACGAGUUGACAUACGUCCAUCAAGUAGCAGCGCUAUUGAUAGCUGCUUACAUCAACGUUGCCAAGGAUUCUCUGGUCAGCAGUCUGAUAGCCCAGUGCCGCUGCAGGCUGCGUCUCGUGGGACUGGCACUGGCUUCGCUAGGCCAAGACUUGAAGAUUGAUUAUCAGAGUCAACUCAGUCCAGCACAAGAAAAUAUACUCAAUUUACGUCUAAAAGCAUGUGUUUUGGAGCAUCAGACCGUUUUGGCGGCGGUUACCGAACUACAAGCGUGCUUUUCGAAGCCAACCUUUGCGCAAUUUACAGUAUCGCUAAUCAUCAUUUGCGUGACUGCCUUCCAAUUGGUCUCACAAACAGGAAACCUGGUUCGGCUGCUUUCUAUGGGUACUUACCUAAUGAACAUGAUCUUUCAAGUUUUCAUCUACUGCUAUCAAGGAAACAAACUCUCCGUUGAGAGCUCCGAGAUAGCAGGAUCAGCUUAUAUCAGCCCUUGGUAUUUGGGCUCAGUAAAGUUCAGAAGGGCCUUGUUAAUCGUGAUGGUGAGGUCCCGAAGGGUAGCCAAGAUUACCGCUGGAGGUUUCACUACUUUGUCAUUGGCUUCUUUCAUGGCUAUAAUCAAAGCCUCGUACUCAUUGUUUACUCUUCUCCAGCAAGUGGAACAAAAGAAAUAGAUGCCACGUAAUUUUUAGGUUCUAUCUGUGUAGUUACUUUUAAAAUUACUUUAAACAAAUUACGUUUAAAAAUAUUGUAGCGACAUCUGUUGGCGGAUAUACGGAGCGUAACAAAAAUUAGAACCGAAAAUCGUUGUCAACAAGAAAAUGCAAAUUACUCACUGGAUUACGUAUCCUUGUUAUAAGAAACGAUGACAGAGAUUCUUAUAACGCUAACACUAACAUGAUUUGAAAGGUUCUGAAUCAAUGAUGUCCCUUAAAAUAUAUCUAUAUAUUAAUACGUGAAGCAAAAACUUUGUAUCCCUUUUUACGAAAAUUGCGCGGACGGUGGAGUAUGAAAUAUUUCACACUUAUAG